This is a messenger RNA of Aegilops tauschii subsp. strangulata, 2578 nucleotides long. Lineage: Eukaryota; Viridiplantae; Streptophyta; Magnoliopsida; Poales; Poaceae. The record is from RefSeq and is a predicted model, not a curated record.
ACUGAUCGUCAGAGCUAGCAGCAGUGAAAGUAAAUGGCGUCUUCUGAUGAAGCCGGCGACGACAAUUACGGAUACAAAACGGGGAAAAAAGAAUACAUGAUGGAGACUGUGCAAUGCUUGCUAUUUGCUAGAGACAACCUCCCCAGCGACGUGUACCGCGAGUUCGUCAAGGCCAUGACCGAGGUUUGGAAAAACUGUGCUGACCCGGAUGGUGAAAUAAGGAACAUCUGCCCUGAAAACUGCAUAGAGACGGCGUUGAAGCUAUUUCAGGGUUGGGCUACAGUUAAACAGAGCUUCCUUAACUUCACUGAAGGCCGUAGCCCCGUCGAAGGCAAUGGCAUUGUCGAUGCUGAUGUCGAAGCCGUUGUUGUCAACCCCUUGCUACAGAAACCAAUAGAUUUUCUUUCCAGACUGAAGGCAUGCCCUAACAUGAGCGACGAUCAUUAUGCCGCUUUUUUGAAAAUCAUGCAAGAUUAUUUCAGGGACAGGACCAUGACCCCUCGAAAAGUUUACAAGAAGGUGAGGAGAUGCAUGCGUGACUGUCCUGAGUUGUUGGAAGAGUUUGUGGAUAAUUUUCUCCCUGCAGACCUAAAGGCCUUUGUAAAGGUUAAAGCAAAUGAUAACCGCCGCUCGGAUGGUAUCCAUAUGAAAGAAGGUUACGGAGAAUUGCCUCACGCCGAAGAGGAUGAGGAAGACAAGGUUAAACCCUUGCCAGACUGGAAUUCCUCAAAAGCUCAGGAAUUGCCCCCAGAAGUUGAUCCCAAGAAGCUCGAACGAGCUUGCACUCCUAGCUAUUACCUGCUGCCAGAUAAUUUAACUCUUCAUUCAAGUUAUUGGACCAAUCUGGGGAGGUCUAUUCUCAACGAUACUUUUGUCUGUUCUGUAUCUGGGAUGGAAAGCUCUAAGCACAAAACUAUAAAUGGUUAUGAGACAAACAUUUUCUACUGUGAAGAAGACAUGUUUGAGAGUGACAUGCUAUUACACCGGUUUCGUGCGACUGCUGACCUUAUUGCCAAUCUCCAAACUCGUGCUGGCAGCCGUUUGAAGAUAAGCGAGCAUUUAACUCCAUUGCUGGCGGAAGCAAAUGAGAUCAAUAAAAAGAAUUCGAAAGCUGGAGAUAAAAAUGCUGAUACAGGCAUGUUGAAUGCUGGAGAUAAAUAUGCUGAUACAGCCAUGUCGAAUGCUGGAGAUAAAUAUGCUGAUACAGACACGUCGAAUGCUGGAGAUAAAUACGCUGAUACAGACAUGCACAAGGACAUAAGCAGUAUACUAUCCGCUGCAUGUGCCUCCGAAGAGAAGCAGGUGAUGAAUUGGGCGAAAAUAGUACAUCCAUUUCUUUCUGCUCAUUGUCUAUGGCCUUCAUCUAAGGAAACUGUAGCUCCCGCAAAAGCUUGUGAACAUUGCCGCACCAGCAAAGAUUUUCUCAGUAGAAUACCUGAUGCUUUGCCUGCUACUAAGCUUUCUUCAUCUUCCAAGAGAGGGGAAUUCCUAAAGAAAAAAUCUAAUGACUUGAGCUCUUCACAUGAUGGUUUUGGCCAAGACAUUGAUCAGGAGGGUGAUUUCAUGCCCGAACCAGAAAUCAUUGAGUUGGAUGUCAUGCUUGGUGCCAGAAAAGAACCAGUAAGUUGUGAUGUUGGCACUUCCGGUAUAGAUGGGUUGAGCUCUCGUUGUCGUAUAAUCGAUACUUCUGAACCUAGUACUCGUGACCAUGGAAACAAACAUGAGAAGCAGCAUGAAUCAAGUCAACACUCCAAAACAUCAGCUAAACUGCGUGGUGUGAAAGGAGGCACUUGUUGUUUUCUCAUUGUGCUUCGCAGGCUUUACCAGAUUUUAUAUGACAGACUACAAACUGCGAGAGGUUUAUGCGCCGAUGAUCUAUUAUAUGCAGAGUUUAAGGAUAAAAUCAUCAAGCUACAUGCCCAUUGUAUUGAUAAUUCCAGUUUUGAAGACUUCUGCCUGCAAUUUCUUGGGCCAAAGUCCGUUGAACUUUUUACUCUGGAUAUAGUGAUAAACCGAGUUAUCAAGCAGUUGUGCAUAAUUUAUUCAAGAGAUCAAGACAACUCGCUCUUCCAAUUCCUUGAGAACUUUGGAAGACCAGUUCUACCCAAACCUGUGUUCAGCCAUCAAAACUAUGAUCAAGAGGAGCAAGAGAAAGCUCUUGCCGAUACCGAAAAACUUCCGCGCCAUUUUGAGAGAAGGAAAAAACGCAAGUUGGAGAACAGUGCAACGAUUUCCUCAGCUUGGAGUUCCUCUCAGCUCGGAGCAGUGACGGAAACUCAUGGUUGAAUGUUAUACCUUGGUGUAUUGUACAUGCUAGAUGUGAUUAUUCGAAAUAUUGUUACAAUUAAAUAGAUAAAUAUAAUUUUGCUUGUUAUAAGGAACUACUUGAAUCCCAUGAAUUUAGUUAGAAAACAAAAAAACAAAAAUCUUAAUGUGCUUUGGUAAGCCCAGAUAACUGUUCGGUUCUAAUCCCAUGCAAUUGAUGUCAUUUUCGCGAAAAAAUAGUAUGCAGUUCAAUUCUGUUCUUUUUGCAUAAUGCAUUUGAAACUUCUAAUCGCUUCCUCCUGGGCCUAGCCAU